Molecule: messenger RNA, 1110 nt
Organism: Cantharellus anzutake
Lineage: Eukaryota; Fungi; Basidiomycota; Agaricomycetes; Cantharellales; Hydnaceae
Exons: 6
Coding region: 1-1110 (369 amino acids)
Source: RefSeq, a predicted model, not a curated record
AUGGCAGGUCUUCUUUUAGAGUCUUACGCCCUAGCGCUCCUGAAGGUGAUGGGAAAGCGAGACGACGCAGAACAUCCGCCGCUGGGAUUUGCUAGACGCAGUGGAACACUAUCCUCAAAUUUCAACGUGCCAGCUCACAAACUCCUGCAAGCUGUCAUCGAGUACUCCCCAUCUCCGGAAACGAUCGCUCGAGGGUUUUUGGUGGAGCUUGGGAAGUGCGGGAUCUUGGCUGUGAAGGGAUUUGUCGAUGCCUUGGACAACGAUCGCUCUGUCAAUUCAGACGACUGGGCAGCUAUCGUGCAUGAAGAACUUGAACAGAAUAACGGUAAUACCACGUAUCUCACAGAACUUGCAAGUUACUAUUUGUCCCACCUUAUAAUCGCAUUCAGAAAUCCGGGUGGAAAAAAGACCCCUCAAUAUUCCGUACAUCCUACACCCAAUCUUAGGCGUAUAGAGGAUAUUGCAUUGUUGUUAGAGUCGGCCACAGCUCAUCGAAGUCAAUCGGCUUUGAGAGACCUUGUCUUUCUUCGCGAUGGGACUCGUUGCUCUCUUACCCGUUACGCUUUUCUUGGGGAUGAUAGGGUUGUAGUACCCCGCUGCGCACACAUCAUCCCAUUUUCCAUCCAUUCCAAGACUGAUGCACAUGCUGCGAUUGAGACCUUCACCGGCCAAACAUUGAACGCAGAACUCAUUCAGCAACUCGUAAACCAUCCUGCUAAUGCCAUAAAUAUCCAAACCGAUGCCCACGAUUCAAUGGAUCAGAAACUAGCCUGGGGGAUCGAAGCCAACUUAGUCGAUCAUAAAUGGAACUAUUAUUUCCGAGUCGUUCGGCCAAAGGAAGUAGCAGCUACCAUUUACCUUCGUGACGGGGAUGAAAUGAAAUUUGGGCAGGGGAUUGGCGGCGAUGAGAUUCCAUUACCUGACCCUCGGAUUUGCAAUCUUCACCUAGCUGUUGCCCGGGUCUUUGCAGCCUCAGGUGCCGCGGAAGUGUUUGAUAAAUAUCUGGAGGAUGAUGAUGACGAUUACAUGACCCAAGUUCCUGUCUACUUUGGGGGUCCAUUCGUUGAUGAUGACGUACUCAUGCGUAAGCUUGAGGUGCUAGCUACCUGA